AUGGGAAGCUGCUUAUCUUUCUUUGAGGCUAAACACAACACACCUGAAGAGCGACGGCCACUUCUCCACAAUAGAGUCGAGGAAGAGCAACCGCGGGGAAUGCUAAAUGGCGGUCCCUUAAAAACGCAGCAGUCAGGACUUAAUCAAGGCCCCAGUGAAGAGCAACAAUCACUGGUCAGCGACUCAGCCAAUACAUUCCCUACCGCGCCAUCGAAUUUCGAAGGCGAUCAGAUGCGGAAGCUUGAGAUCGAGAUUCGAGAAUGCCUGCGACAAUUGACGAAAGGCCCAUCAGAGCAAAUAAAUGCAGAGAUCAUCAUACCUAAAGAGCUCAGCUGUUCCUGGACUUCUCGUUACAGACAAUUCUAUAAGCGACAGAGGUGGUACCGGUCUGAAUGGGAUGAGGACGACCUACUGAAGAGUUACCACAGGAUCAUUUCUAUACUUAUCAUGAUAAGAUUCACCGACUGGAAUAGCUUCUGUAGACUGUUCAUCGAGUUGAACAGAAAUGACGAAGCCAUUCCUUUUGAGCAUGACCAGCUCGUGGACGACAGUUUCCUUGGAUCUGACAUAGGCAAGGACUUCUGGAAAGAACAGUGGAAAUUCUGUCCGCUAGUGAUCAAAGAAGCCGAAACGCCAAUAAAGCUCACUGGAAAGGAGGUCCAUCGACGGUUCCCAUAUGUGGAAACGGAGGAAUGGAUUGGUGACGGAGCAAGCUGCACAGUGUACAAACAAGUGAUUGCCGCACGUCAUUUGAUAUACUCUGCGCCUCUUCGAAAUUCCAUUAACACAAAGCCUAAGCGUGUGGCAUGUAAAGUGGUCGAAGGUGGAAAAGUCGAAGAAGUGGAGUUCAAGAACCUGCAAACGCUCCGCGGUGAUCUAUGCACGCAUAACCGCAUCAUGGUCAACAUUGCGACAUUCAUAAAAGGCGAUGAGAUCAAACCAACGUAUAUGAUCUUGUAUGACCUAGCAGCUUACAAUCUGGAGACAUUCCUUGCCAUGGAUAGGAGGACAAAAGACGAUCACGUGAAAGACCACAGAAGACGUCAUGACAGUGCCUCACCAGGACGGAACAACUCGUAUGACCAUAGCGCCUGGGAUUUGGUUGAGGAAAGCCAGAACCUGGCUGAUGCGCUAGACUUUCUCCAUACUCGUCUAUACGAUAACGGCCUUUGGUCCCUUGCUCACAAUGAUCUGAAGCCAGCAAAUAUUCUUGUGUUCUAUCCGGAUCACGAAAGGAAAACCAAGAGAUUCCCAGUGGGCCAAUGGAAAAUCGCGGAUUUUGGACUGGCUAAAAUCAAGAGAAACCUCCGGAAGACCCACACGAAACAAUCCGAUGCCGAAUCCACAGAUUUUCAGCAAUCUGCACCAGCCACGCUUACACCAGACUACACUCACAGGAGAAAUCCUUCCAGCCUUUCAACUGCCUCUAUCACAGACUCGAAAAGGAAUCCUGGCAUGUAUACACCGCCAGAAUUGCGUGGCAAAGGAGAAGCUCAGCCCGACUCCAGAGCGGGAGACCUUUGGGCUUUCGGAUGCGUCUUAUCCGAAGUCCUAGCAUAUGCUGUCUCACCGCCAUUAGUAACCGAACUUCAUCAGGAAAUGGAUAACGGGAGAGAUACCAGGUACUACGAUGAUAGCAAGAUGCUCAUCAAGGAUAAGGCUCAGGCGUGGCUAAAAGAGUUACCGCACCGGUGCAGCGGCGAUCAGGCUGGCGUUUUAUGGGUCCAAGACUGUGUGAAUCUCAUUUUAGAGAUAUUGGUCCCGAAAACGAAUGAGCGAUGCCCUGCAUAUAUAAUUCGUGACAGACUCGCCCGCAUUCACAAUGGCAUGAGCAUAAAUGCCAAGUGGAUUCUGUUGUCUCGCAACGCAGCUCGAGAUUCAUCACAUACUCCGAGAGAAACAUCGCCGGUGCCAAAUGCAAGGCAAGAAUAUCAGAUGGGCCAGAGCUCGCCUUCUAGGAGAAGGGAUCUUUCUCCCUUUCCAAGGCAUUUUAGUCCACCGAAGAUGGUUGAGAGCUCCGUUAAUGGCCCCUUAGUGAGGAUAACAUCUCACGACAAAUAA
Molecule: messenger RNA, 2061 nt
Organism: Didymosphaeria variabile
Lineage: Eukaryota; Fungi; Ascomycota; Dothideomycetes; Pleosporales; Didymosphaeriaceae
Exons: 2
Coding region: 1-2061 (686 amino acids)
Biological process (GO): protein phosphorylation; mitotic DNA damage checkpoint signaling
Cellular component (GO): nucleus; cytoplasm
Molecular function (GO): ATP binding; protein serine/threonine kinase activity
Source: RefSeq, a predicted model, not a curated record